UUUUUGAAAUGAUUCAGGAUCAUGAUCAUUGUUUAUUCAUGGUAAACAAUUAGUUUCGGCUCAUUAAGAUGAAAGCGAAAAGGGUGGAAAAAAGUUUAACAAAGUUUCUUGAUUAUCUUGAUUAUCGAUUAUCCAAAUUUAUAUUAAUAUCUUACCGUUAAUUGUUUGAACUAAUUGCGUCCUUUAGGUUUGAUUAAAUUACAACACGUUUUCUCACUUUUAUACUCGGAUGGUGAUACAUUACAGUUACGAGCGGUUAAAAAGAUCAACAAUGGAACCGAAGGUCACAAUUUCCUCCGGGCGAUUGAGCAUAAGGAUAAAGAUACCAUGAAAUAUGUGAUAGUCGAGUGCGAUGCUGAGAUAGCCAAGGAAAUGAUAUCGAAACAUGUUCGUGAUAUUUACAUGGGUCGAAGAAAUUUCCAUUACUUUCUGACCAAUCUGAUAAUGGAUCAAUUUACUGGAAUGAAAAUCGAUGAAUUUGGUGCAAUUAAUAUAACAGGAUUUCGAAUUCUUAAUCGUAGUUCAAUUUUUUUCCGAACUUUCAUCUCAUCAUGGAAAACAUUAGAUCCAUUCCAUUGGCCUGGUGCUGGACAUCGAUACAUAUCGGCCGAUGCUGCUCUCAUGUUUGACGGAACCAGAAUAUUAUUGGACACACUCGAGCGAAUACUAAUUGAACAUCCAAACAUUUUCGAUGGAAACUUAAGAGGUAAUGAGGUUUACAAUGGAAAUAGUCCAAAACCGGGAAUCAAUUGCGCUGAAACUUAUCCAACACUCCACUGGGAACACGGCAAGUUAAUCAAACAAUACCUGCGACAGACCAACAUUGAAGGAUUAACGGGUAAAAUUAUAUUUGAUGAAUUGGGAGUUCGUCGAAACUAUUCAAUUGAUAUGAUUCAAACAACGAUGAACAGUGAGAUGACCAAAAUCGCCGAAUGGUCAGAGCAAGUGGGAAUGUCCUCAGUUCCAGCAAAUUAUCAUCGGGUUUACCAGAGUAAUGCUAAUUAUGAGAAUAAAACUUAUAUCGUUACAAGUAUUAUCGAGGAACCUUAUCUCAUGUAUAAGGAAAAAACUGAAGAUGGAGUUGAAUAUGAAGGAAAUGAUAGAUUUGAAGGUUAUUGUAAAGAUUUAGCUGAUUUAAUUGCUGAACAUUUGAAAAUCAAUUAUGUACUUCAAUUGGUUGCUGAUCGUCGAUAUGGUGGAACUGAUAAAAACUCCCCUGUAGGUUGGAAUGGGAUGGUUGGUGAAUUAAUUAAACAGGAAGCUGAUAUUGCGAUUGCACCGUUGACCAUUACUUCAGCUCGAGAACGUGUUAUUGACUUUACGAAGCCUUUCCUAUCCCUUGGAAUCAGUAUUAUGAUUAAGAAACCAGCGAAAAAGAAUCCAAGUAUUUUCUCCUUUAUGAAUCCACUUAGUCAAGAGAUUUGGAUGUGUAUCAUUUUAUCGUAUUUCGGUGUUUCCGUUGUCAUGUUCAUUGUCAGUCGAUUCUCACCAAUGGAAUGUCGAGUUGCCCAUACCCAUGAGGGUCAAACAGUUCUGACCAACGAUUUUACUCUCUACAAUAGCCUUUGGUUUGCACUUGGAGCCAUCAUGCAACAGGGAGUAGAUGUUUGUCCAAGAUCUUAUGCUGGUCGGAUCGUUGGAAGUGUUUGGUGGUUUUUCACUUUAAUUAUCAUUUCCUCUUAUACCGCUAAUUUAGCUGCUUUUUUAACGGUUGAACGUAUGGUUACACCAAUUAACAGUGCUGAUGAUCUUGCCAAACAAACGGAGGUCGAAUAUGGUGUCCUUAAAGAUUCAUCGACGAUGGAAUUUUUCAAGAAAUCAAAGAUUCAGGUUUAUUCUCGUAUGUGGGAAUUUAUGAAUUCUCAUCCUCAUGUUUUCGUUGAUUCAUAUCAACAAGGUAUUCGCCGACGUGAAUCAAAGGGUAAAUAUGCUUUCCUCAUGGAAUCAACUUCAAAUGAUUAUAUUAAUCAGCGACAACCUUGUGACACAAUGAAAGUUGGACGUAAUUUGGAUGCUAAAGGUUUCGGUGUUACACCAUUAGGAUCACCAUUAAGGGUAUCACUUAAUUUAGCUGUUCUCCAUCUAACCGAGAAAGGUGAUUUAACUAGAUUGGAAAAUAAAUGGUGGUAUGAUAGAUCUGAAUGUAAAUCAAGUGAUUCCAAGGAAUCAAGUAAAAGUUCAUUAACACUUUAUAAUGUUGCCGGUUGUUUCUACAUUCUAAUUGCUGGUUUAAUUAUCUCAAUGUUUGUUGCAUUCUGUGAAUAUCUUUGGAGAUCUCGUAAAGAAUCAGAAAGAUUUAAAGUUAGAGAAACUUUAAUUAACAACAAGUUACAUUAACUACUACAUUGACUUUCAUCAGUUGAUUAACGAUUAUGUUGUAAAUCGUUCCGUUAAUCAUUAUCAUCUUAUGACAAGAUAUAUUCGACUGACGACUCAAAUUAGUUGAUUAUCUUAAAUCAUGUUAAUCAAGUGCCAAAUCAUCAGCAUAAUGAUCAACCAAUCAAUUGAUAAACUGUUAAUUGUUCUUUCAAUGCCAAAAAAACAACAACAAUCAACUUUCAUUAAUUGUUCUCAACGUUUUCUCGCAAUGUUGAUAAUACAUCGUAAAUUUAUAAUCAUUAUCAACUGAUUAUCUAAAUUUGUAAAAGAAAAAAAAAUUCCCUAUUCAAUCAUCAUGCACCUAAUUCUGCUCAAAAUAAUCAUCACAAUUCAACUUUAAAUUAUCCACUGAUUGUUGACUAAUUAAAGCGAGUCAAGAAAAGUACUAAUUCUAAUAUCAAAUUUAUCCAUCUCAUCAUCACCAUUCAAUUUAAAACCCAAGACAAUUAGGAUGGACAAUUUUCUCAAUCAAAAUUCGGAGACAAUACGAAUUUCUUAAAGCACAAAAUUUUUACUUUCAAUUAAAUUUACGAUCAAUUGUAAUUCCGAUAAUUAAAACUGAACAAUAAACAAUCUAGUUACAAA
Messenger RNA from Panonychus citri (citrus red mite), 2964 nucleotides. Its product is annotated as glutamate receptor 1-like. The record is from RefSeq and is a predicted model, not a curated record. Gene Ontology annotation, biological process: modulation of chemical synaptic transmission; synaptic transmission, glutamatergic; monoatomic ion transport. Lineage: Eukaryota; Metazoa; Arthropoda; Arachnida; Trombidiformes; Tetranychidae. Gene Ontology annotation, molecular function: transmitter-gated monoatomic ion channel activity involved in regulation of postsynaptic membrane potential; glutamate-gated receptor activity. Gene Ontology annotation, cellular component: plasma membrane; postsynaptic membrane.